Messenger RNA from Laccaria bicolor S238N-H82, 2229 nucleotides. RefSeq lists its product as uncharacterized. Gene Ontology annotation, cellular component: cytosol. Gene Ontology annotation, molecular function: oligopeptidase activity; serine-type endopeptidase activity. Lineage: Eukaryota; Fungi; Basidiomycota; Agaricomycetes; Agaricales; Hydnangiaceae. The transcript is spliced from 19 exons. Bases 1 to 2229 code for a protein of 742 amino acids. The record is from RefSeq and is a predicted model, not a curated record. Gene Ontology annotation, biological process: proteolysis.
AUGGCAAUUUCUCCAACACCGUGGAACUCCAAUAAAUAUCCACCAGCGCGCCGCUGCGAUCAUGUCGACACCUAUCAAAGCGCUGCCAAGGGAGAAGUUCGCAUCGCUGACCCGUAUCGCUGGUUGGAAGAGUAUACGGAGGAAACGGACAAAUGGACCUCUUCCCAAGAAGCGUUCACGCGGGAGUUUCUCGACAGAAAUGUAGAUAGGAAGCGGCUGGAGGACGCCUUCCGGGCUAGCAUGGAUUACGCAAAGUUCGGCGCGCCGACUCUGCGUGAAGAUGGCCGCUGGUACUGGAUUUAUAACAGCGGGCUGCAAGCGCAAUCGGUUGUGUAUCGCUCUAAGGGCAAAGAUUUGCCCGCCUUGUCGGGAAGCGAUGAUAGCAAAGUUGGGGAAAUCUUUUUCGAUCCUAACCUACUAACUGAAGAUGGUACCGCCGCCCUUUCUACGUAUGCUUUUUCUGAGUCUGGAGAAUAUUGGGCAUACGGAGUAUCCCUCUCUGGAAGCGACUUUUCUACUGUAUACAUCAGACGGACAGACUCUCCCCUCGCAGAAAAACCGGUUAAUGGCCACGAUACGGGCCGACUUCCCGAAGAAAUUCAUUUCGUUAAAUUCUCUUCAAUAACCUGGACGCCAGAUUCCAAGGGGUUUUUCUAUCAGCGCUACCCAGACCGAGCCGGCCUCACCACAGAGAAUGCCACAAUAGAAACUCAAGGCGACGUGGAUGCCAUGGUUUAUUACCAUCGCAUUGGCACACCGCAAUCAGAGGAUAUUCUCAUUCACGAAGACAAGAAGAACCCGACUUGGAUGUUCAGCAUUGAUUUCACAGAGAAGAAAGAGUACAUAGUCUUUUACACUAUGAAGGAUACUUCAAGGAAAAACUUGCUGUGGGUUGCAGAGUAUAAUAAAGAGGAUGGAAUUGGACCAAACAUCAAGUGGAACAAAAUAAUUGACGAAUUCGAUGCUGAAUACGACGUCAUCACGAAUCACCGAUCGACUCUUUAUGUUAGGACAAACAAGGAUGCUUCGAAAUACAAAGUUAUCACCAUUGACCUCGCCAAAAAAAAUGAGGUUAAGGAACUCAUCCCGGAGACCGAUGCAUUCUUGAGUGACGUAUCCUCUGUCAACAAGGACAACCUUGCCAUCAUCUACAAACGAAAUGUCAAAGACGAGAUUUAUGUGUACUCUAGAGAUGGAAAGCAGCUCACUCGUUUAGCGCCGGAAUUUGUCGGUGCCGCCUCAGUUUCUUCUCGCGAAAAGCAACCCUGGUUUUUCGUUACAAUGAGCGGUUUUAAUAGUCCUGGCACAAUCGCCCGGUACGAUUUUACCACGGCUGAAGAACAAAGGUGGAACAUUUACCGCUCCGUUAAAGUCGGCAGUUUGAAUCCAGGUGACUUUGACACUCGCCAAGUAUGGUACGAAAGCAAAGACGGCACCAAGGUGCCUAUGUUUAUCGUCCGCCACAAAUCUACUCAACUCGACGGCACUGCCCCGGCAAUACAAUACGGCUAUGGAGGCUUCAAUAUCUCCAUCGACCCCUUUUUUAGCCCAACCAUCCUAACGUUCUUGCAAAAGUACGGUGCUGUUUUAGCCGUUCCCAAUAUCAGGGGUGGCGGAGAAUUCGGCGAAGAUUGGCAUAGGGGGGGCUAUCGCGAAAAAAAGAAAAACUGUUUUGACGACUUUAUCGCAGCAACAGAUUAUCUGGUGAAAAAUAAGUAUGCAGCUCCAGGGAAAGUUGCCAUUAAUGGUGGUUCGAAUGGAGGCUUACUUGUUGCGGCCUGCGUGAAUCGUGCCCCUGAGGGCACAUACGGUGCAGCUCUUGCGGAAGUCGGUGUUCUGGACCUUCUCAGGUUUCAUAAAUUCACCAUAGGAAAAGCUUGGACGAGUGACUAUGGCGAUCCGGAUGAUCCCAACGACUUCGACUUCAUCUAUCCAAUUUCACCGUUACACAACGUCCCGACCAACAAGGUUUUACCCCCUUACAUGCUAUUGACUGCUGAUCAUGACGACCGCGUCGUUCCCAUGCAUUCAUUCAAACAUGCAGCGACUCUACAGUACACUUUACCCCACAACCCUCAUCCUUUACUGCUUCGAGUGGACAAAAAAGCUGGGCACGGCGCCGGAAAAUCGACUGAAAAAAGAAUCCAAGAGGCUGCGGAUAAAUGGGGUUUUGUGGCACAAUCGUUGGGCCUUGUAUGGAAAGAUUCAACCGAGCAAGCGAACUUUUAA